UCCAGAUCCAGUCAUCCAGAUUCCAGAGGUUGAUUUGGUCUUGCAGGUUGCAGUAUCUAAUCCAAUAUCAGAAAUUUGUAGCACAGCUUCUCAUUUAGGGAUAGGGUGUUGCAUUUUCCUGAAUUACUACAAUUGCAAUUUGAGGUGUUUCGGCAACUGUUGUUUACAUUUUAGUAAUUGUUGGUUAUCGUGUAAUUCGGGCAUGGAUGAAACGGUUUUAGCUGCUCAUGAGAGGCCGUUAUGUUUUCCUUCUGCCUUUGAAGACAAGGAUGAUGACGGAGAUUUUGACAGUACCGGCACUAACGGUUUUGACGAAGAAAUUCCAAACAGUGAAACGCCCCCCUUCGCUAAAUCCCUAUCGGGUGUAGGCAAAUACAACUCAGAACUGUCCAAUGAGAUUUCGGCUCCCUACGAGGUGCCCCAGUUCCCGAUUGAACAGAUUGAAAAUAAGCUAGCCAUUCAACGACAUCUCACUCCAAAAGUUGCGAAGGACAUAGAGGAGAAGAAGAGCUUGUACGAGCCGUCAUUGGCCCUGCAGAACACCGCCAUAAUCGACCAAUCACGACUCGACGAGCAUGACUUUGUUCCGCACUUCCAACGCGUCAGCAUCAGCGGCGAGGACACCAGUGGUGUGGCGCCGGAAGACAUGCGACAAGCGUCGCGACUGCUGGUGGAGGCGAUGCACAUCCGCGGCAGCUACAUGGAGAUGUCGCAGCAGACCUUCCCGUCGCUCACCGCACGUUUCCUCCAGAAAGUGCACGAGCACAGUUUCAUCAAACAUGAGGAUAGAAAGAGUGUUGAAGGUAUCUCAACAACCAAUCACCCAGUGCACGCACCGGCCAGCAAGGGCGACCCCUGGGCGUGUGACACGCCCCCCGGCAAGGGCUACCUGCUGCGCUCCAACAAGGGCGUGUUCCAGGUGUAUCGCAGUCAGGAGGCACUGGACGCCAACCAACCCAUCGACUACCCCUACCCCGACCUCGAGCAGUUUGUCACCGACAUGAACCGGCUAUGCAUGCUCAUCGCUGAUGGUCCACUAAAAUCGUUUUGCUAUCGCCGCCUCAGUUAUCUGUCGUCGAAGUUCCAGCUGCACGUUCUUCUCAACGAAAUGAAAGAGAACGCCCUACAGAAAGCUGUGCCACAUCGUGAUUUCUACAACAUUCGCAAGGUUGACACUCACAUCCACGCGGCGUCGUGCAUGAACCAAAAGCACUUGUUGCGCUUCAUCAAGAAGACGCUGAAGAACCACGCGGACGAGGUGGUCACCAAGACAGCCAAGGACGGCGAGAUGACGCUGCGUCAGGUCUUCCAGUCCAUGAACCUCACCUCCUACGAUCUCACCGUCGAUAUGCUCGAUGUGCAUGCCGACCGCAACACAUUUCAUAGAUUCGAUAAGUUCAACGCCAAAUACAACCCGAUUGGAGAGAGUAGACUCAGGGAGGUGUUCCUCAAAACAGACAACUAUCUCAAUGGAAAAUAUUUCGCCAGAAUCAUCAAGGUAAGCAGUCUCUUACAAGGUACUUUCGAGAAAGACCUUUCCAGAAACACCUUAAUCUACAUUGUACCAAGAACUUUCAAUGAUUUACCCGAUAAUUGUGCUGAGUUUGUUAACUGGGCUAUCCAAAACAACGUCUACUCCGACAAUGUUCGCUGGCUCAUACAGAUUCCUCGUCUCUUUGAUAUUUUCCGAACAAACAAUUUGAUGACAAACUUCCAGGAGCUCCUUGACAACAUCUUCCUUCCGCUCUUCGAAGUAACAAAUGAUCCCAGCAGUCAUCCAGAUCUCCAUCAGUUCCUUCAAUAUGUGAUAGGUUUUGAUUCAGUGGACGAUGAAAGCAAGCCAGAGAACCCGCUGUUUGACAAGGAUGUUCUGACUCCAGAUCAGUGGAAAGAUGAAGAGAAUCCACCCUAUGCAUACUACCAGUACUACACCUACGCCAAUCUCUGUGUUCUGAACCAUUUCAGAAGAGAACAAAAACUGAACACGUUUGUUCUUCGGCCACAUUGUGGCGAAGCUGGUCCAGUCCAGCAUCUAGUUUGUGGAUUCAUGAUGGCUGAAGGCAUAUCUCAUGGAUUGCUUCUAAGAAAAGUACCUGUCCUGCAAUAUCUGUACUACCUGACGCAGAUUGGAAUCGCGAUGUCGCCACUCAGCAACAACUCUUUGUUCCUCAACUAUCACCGCAACCCGUUGCCAGAGUAUCUGGCUCGCGGUCUGUGUGUCAGCCUCUCCACAGACGACCCUCUCCAGUUCCACUUCACCAAGGAACCUCUGAUGGAAGAAUACAGCAUAGCUGCUCAAGUGUGGAAGCUGAGUUCUUGCGACAUGUGUGAGUUGGCACGCAACAGUGUCAUCAUGAGUGGAUUCCCCCACGUGAUGAAGCAGCAUUGGCUUGGGCCUAAUUACACAAAAGAGGGCGUGGCAGGCAACGAUAUUUCGCGUACAAAUGUGCCAGACAUCCGUGUCUCGUUCAGAUACGAAACUCUAGUCGAAGAGCUGUCCAACAUAUUCAAGGAAACCAACACUGAGAACUUGCCUUGAGCGCUGCAAUGAUCCAUGCUAAUUUCAACAAUUUCGCUUGAAAUUGCAUCACAUCUUGUUAAAACAAAACAAAUUAUAUAUUACUUGACAAGUAUUCAAGAGUUCCGUUGUAGUUCUAAUCUAAAUAAAUGUAUGUUCGGUGUUGUGUACAAUAAUAAUAUUGUUACCUUGAUUCCCAAUAUGUUAUUCCAGUUUUAACUAAAUCUGAUGAAUGUUACUUUUAAAUGUUGACAAAGUGUUAUAUACCCAUCUCCACUAAAUAUUACAAUUAAGCUGAAUAUAAUAUAAAAAUUUCUUAUUCUAUCUCCUAUUCCAUGUCAUUAUAAACAGUUUGAAAUAUUUUUUAAUAUGUUUCAUAUUUGUAACCUUUUUAUUACGUAGAUAAUGUUGAAAUUUGUCUGAUUGUACUUUGAUACCAAUAGUUUGUAUUGUGUUAUAGGUUAUAAUUGGUUUUAAUUCAUGAAUGAGAUAUUGUGACCAAAAGUCUGUGAUGUACUUUACUGACUAUUUAAUAGUAUAUUAUAUAUCUCCUAUUUCCAAAACUUGCACUGUAGAAACUAGGUGCUUACCAAAAAUAGAAUAAGCAAACUACUGGAACUCUGUUUUUACAUUAAUUUCUUAUUUAUGGAAUAAUAUAUGUAGAUAAUUCAAAGUUGGACAUGGCGAAAAUAAAUUGAUGAAUAAUUCAAAACCAGAAACAAAGUAAUACUUUUGUCUCGUUUUAAUAAAGUUGAGCUUUCAUAAGAAACAGCUUCUUCAACAUGCAAGAAAAAAUUCAUGCUUUUCAUUAAGUUUUUUAUGCUAUAAAUACGAAGGGUUGAGAAAGUAUAGAAAAAUUCAUUGAAAUCGGUAAAGAUUAUAGGUUUUAUGGAUUCCAAGAGUUUUUUGAGUAAAUUUUUAGGUAGAUUCCUCACUAUCUAAUGCGUCUAGACACUUUCACUUUGAAUAGGGAUGUAUUGGAAUUUAAAUAUAAUAACUUUGUUGCUAAAAACAAUUUUUGAAUUACAGCAAUUCUUAAUAUCAGCUCUCAAUUUGCUAUUCAACAGAUUAUGUUAAUUUGUCUGUUCAAAUGGUAGCAUUUGAAUAUUAUACUAGUUUUGAUCUAAGAAAUUGUAGGAAAAGUCGAAAAUCAUGAGACAUCCUCAAUAGUUCCUUGAUUCAUGAUUAAUCAGUUAAUUUAACUGAUAAAUAUGUCACUGUAGCUAGAGUAACAGUAGCUACUUUGCUCCAACUGCUUUGGUUGAUACUUUCGAGCUAUAUAGUGAAGUUGUGUUAGUAAUGAAAUUGACCUUAGCUAUAUGAAUGGUAAUCUCCAAAUUAAACUAACAAAAAACUUGAAGUUUUUGGUCAGCACCACCAUCACCCCAAAUCGUAGCCCAGAAAAUAGUAAGGUUGUACUCAUUUAUAGUUUCAGAAAUAUCUAUAUUUUGAUACAAGACUGUAUAAUAAUUGUUGAAUAUUGAUGUUGAAUGCUUAUCUAGAAUAUAAUGAAUAUGCCGUAAUGUAUUUGUUUUAUAGAGUAAUAAAAAUGUUGAUUUUUAUUAAUUUUAUUGAACUUCUAUGAAUGUCUUUUCUACAAGUGGUAGGUGUUUUUAUUGUAAAGUUUUUAUUUUAAGUUUACUAUUUUGUUUACGUUGAAUUGCGAAAUAAAAAAAUAAUUCAAA
This is a messenger RNA of Nilaparvata lugens (brown planthopper), 4203 nucleotides long. Its product is annotated as AMP deaminase 2. Gene Ontology annotation, biological process: AMP metabolic process; IMP salvage. NCBI's taxonomy places the organism in Eukaryota, Metazoa, Arthropoda, Insecta, Hemiptera, Delphacidae. The record is from RefSeq and is a predicted model, not a curated record. Bases 203 to 2539 code for a protein of 778 amino acids. Gene Ontology annotation, cellular component: cytosol. The transcript is spliced from 16 exons. Gene Ontology annotation, molecular function: AMP deaminase activity.